Messenger RNA from Tarenaya hassleriana, 2244 nucleotides. Its product is annotated as 3-hydroxy-3-methylglutaryl-coenzyme A reductase 1. NCBI's taxonomy places the organism in Eukaryota, Viridiplantae, Streptophyta, Magnoliopsida, Brassicales, Cleomaceae. The coding region runs from base 73 to 1884 and encodes 603 amino acids. The record is from RefSeq and is a predicted model, not a curated record. Gene Ontology annotation, molecular function: protein binding; hydroxymethylglutaryl-CoA reductase (NADPH) activity. Gene Ontology annotation, biological process: sterol biosynthetic process; coenzyme A metabolic process; isoprenoid biosynthetic process. The transcript is spliced from 4 exons. Gene Ontology annotation, cellular component: endoplasmic reticulum membrane; peroxisomal membrane.
UCUCGAUCCCUCUCUUCCUCUAUCCACACUUCUCACGCCCUCCCUCGCCGUCGUCGUAGCCGGAAAACCUCAAUGGACGUUCGCCGGCGUCCUCCCAAACCUCCGGUGACCUCCCAUACCGGAGGAUUCCAUGGAUUCAACGGCAGUCACUCCCCAGCUCAGGACGACCCCCGCCGAUCUCCGGCUCCGACACCGAAGGCCUCCGAUGCGCUUCCCCUCCCUCUCUACCUCACCAAUGCCGUCUUUUUCACCCUCUUCUUCUCCGUCGCGUACUAUCUCCUCCACCGGUGGCGCGACAAGAUCCGAUCCAACACGCCUCUCCAUGUCGUUACGCUCUCCGAGCUCGGCGCCAUCGUCGCUCUCAUCGCCUCCUUCAUCUAUCUCCUAGGGUUCUUCGGCAUCGAUUUCGUGCAAUCUUUCAUCUCACGCGCUUCCGGUGACGGGUGGGAUAUCGCCGACGAGGGCAAUGCCGGGAGUAACUUCCUUAUCGGCGACGACGACCACCGCCUCGUCACGUGCUCUCCUCCUCCUCCGGUAGUCUCCAGCGCCAAAUUACCCACUCCGGAGCCUGCACUCAGCGCAUUGAUGGGCGAGGAAGACGAAGAAAUCGUGAGAUCUGUCCUCGACGGCGCGAUUCCAUCGUACUCGCUCGAAUCUCGUCUCGGCGACUGCAAGCGAGCGGCGGCGAUCCGGAGAGAGGCGCUUCAGAGGGCCACAGGGAGAUCUCUAGAGGGAUUGCCUUUGGAUGGGUUCGAUUACGAGUCGGUGUUAGGGCAAUGCUGCGAAAUGCCGGUGGGAUACGUGCAGAUUCCGGUGGGGAUUGCCGGACCGUUGUUGCUCGAUGGGUAUGAAUACUCGGUUCCCAUGGCGACAACCGAAGGAUGCUUGGUCGCGAGCACGAACAGAGGCUGCAAGGCCAUUGCCGCCUCCGGCGGAGCCACCAGUACGGUCCUGAGGGACGGCAUGAGCCGAGCUCCCGUUGUGCGGUUCGGGUCCGCGAAACGGGCAUCGGAGCUGAAGUUUUUCUCGGAGAAUCCUGACCAUUUCGAUACUAUUGCCGUAGUUUUCAACAGAUCAAGUAGAUUUGCGAGGCUACAAAGUGUCCAAUGCUCACUUGCUGGGAAGAACGUGUAUAUAAGAUUCUGCUGUAGCACGGGCGAUGCCAUGGGAAUGAACAUGGUUUCCAAAGGGGUUCAGAAUGUCCUUGAAUACUUGUUGGAUGAAUUUCCCGACAUGGAUGUGAUCGGAAUCUCUGGUAACUUCUGUUCGGACAAGAAACCUGCGGCAGUAAACUGGAUCGAGGGACGUGGCAAAUCAGUUGUUUGCGAGGCGGUAAUAAGGGGAGAGAUCGUGAGCAAGGUUUUGAAAACCAGUGUAGCUUCCCUGGUCGAGCUCAACAUGCUCAAGAACCUCACUGGCUCCGCUAUAGCCGGUGCCCUCGGUGGAUUCAAUGCUCAUGCGAGCAACAUAGUCUCCGCUGUAUUUAUAGCCACUGGCCAGGAUCCAGCACAGAACGUCGAGAGUUCUCACUGCAUUACCAUGAUGGAAGCAAUCAACGAUGGCAAUGAUCUCCAUGUUUCCGUCACUAUGCCUUCCCUCGAGGUGGGGACAGUGGGAGGAGGAACACAGCUCGGAUCACAGUCAGCGUGUCUGAAUCUGCUCGGGGUAAAAGGGGCGAGCAAGGAGAUGCCCGGGAUGAACUCGAGGCGGCUAGCGACGAUAGUGGCGGGAGCGGUUCUGGCGGGAGAACUGUCACUGAUGUCAGCCAUUGCAGCUGGACAACUUGUGAAAAGUCACAUGAAAUACAACCGAUCCAGCAGAGACAUGUCUUCUUCUACCACAACAACAACAACAACAACGAGAAAAUCAUUGUCUAUGGGUUAGUAGUGGUGGACCAAAGAUGAAGCUGUGACACAAAUCCAAAGCAGUUUCAGUUUCAGCAUGUGUGCCACUGCUGUUCAAAAGGUCUCUACUCUUUGUCUGAAACAAAGAUACCCCCCCCCCCCCCUCUCUCUCUCUCUAGGGGUUGUCUCUUUCAUUAUAUAUAUAUAUAUAUAUAUAUAAUGGGUGUGUGAAUGUUUUGAUUGAUUCUCUGUAUUGUUUGUUUGUUUGUUUGUUAGAUCUGUAUGAAAAUUACCCUUUAGGAUCUUGGCAGAGAUUUUCUUUCUGCUCCUUUCUCGUUUUCCUUUUUCUCUUUUGUGUUUGUGUUUUGAUGUAUGAUUUGAGAAAUUGAAUAUUUCCUUC